AUGGCAGGGCAUACGGUUCGAUGUGUGGACGACAAGUCUGGCAAGCUGAUGUGUCUCAAAAGCAAUAAAGGAACAAUGGUUUGCGUGCGCCAGUUUGCAGUUUCGCCGCCAAACUGGAUCGAUGGUACGGAUUACAGUCUGUCACUCGUGAUGGACAAAACCUUCAUGGAAGGCCAUGGAUACACGUUCAGGAGCACACUUGGACAGGGCACGUUCGGCAAAGUUGUGAAAGCACACUCCACUCACCUGAGGAAACUUGUCGCCAUAAAGAUUGUCGAUACUAAGAAAGUCAACCCUGGCUACAAAGAGAAGUUUCUGUCCCGUGAGAAAGAGAUCAUUAGAUCUUUGAAACACCCCAACGUUGUCAGAACUCAUGAAAUCUUUGAAUCAAGCACAGGCUCGGUCUAUGUGGUGAUGGAGCUUUGUUUGAAAGGAGACAUCUCAAAGCUCAUCUCGGUCAGGGGGAUGCUGCCUGAAAACUUGAGCUGCAGAUUUUUCAAGCAGCUGUGCCUGGCGGUGCAGUACCUCCACGACAUGGACGUGGCUCACAGAGACCUGAAGUGCGACAACCUGCUCCUAGACAAGCAUCUGAACCUCAAGGUGUGCGACUUCGGCCUCAGCAAACGGCUGACCUACACCGACGGUCAGAUGCAGCUGAGCGAGACCUACUGCGGCACCUCAUCCUACGCGGCGCCCGAGAUCCUGAAAAACUGCCCGUACAACCCCAAAGUUUCCGACGUGUGGAGCAUGGGCGUGGUUCUGUACACCAUGCUCUACGCCUCGGCCCCCUUCAGCAGCACCAACAUCACCAAAAUGGUCAAGAUUCAAAUGGGGCACAAGAUUCACUUCCCGAGAAUUCCCUUCAUUUCCCCCGAAGCCAAAUCCCUCAUCGGCCACAUGCUGCACCCCGUCGUGGAGCAGAGGAUCAAAAUUAGCGACAUAUUGACAAGCUCGUGGAUACUGACCGUGACAAGAGUAGAACACAGCGAGGAAGCGUCCACAUCCGCGGCCGGCUCUGCGCAGGGAGGCCCUCCGGACAGAAAGGACACGGUCGAUGAGAAAGUGAGCUUAGAUGCAGAGGAAGGACCUUCAGAAUCAAAAUGA
Menidia menidia (Atlantic silverside) is the source of this 1104-nucleotide messenger RNA. The record is from the annotation of a GenBank genome assembly. Lineage: Eukaryota; Metazoa; Chordata; Actinopteri; Atheriniformes; Atherinopsidae.